AGUAGCCUCAAAUCGGGACAUUGUAUGGAAUAGGACUGGGCAUUCCUAGGAGUCUUCAGUCUUAUCUGUUUUUUAUAGAGUGAUAAAGUUCUGGCCUUUAUAGUAUCCUCAAAUUUCAGUCAAUCCUGCGUUUGAACUGAGAGAACCUCCAUACUCUCAAAAUCUUUACCUUCAUCGUUUCAAAUGGAAUAUAACCCUUGAAAUUACCUAUAUUUAACCAGAAAAUUUUUUAAAAUGUUGUCAUCCGUGAAAAUGAUUGCUCGUAGCAAAUCUGUGAAGAUAGUGAUAGGCUUGUUUGUCGUCGGUGACCUACUUUAUUCCAUUUUUCUCGCAUGGCAAGCUUUAUCGGCAUCCAAGAAAUCAAAAUUAGUAGAGGAGAAGGAAGUUAUACCUCCAGAAGUUGCACCGAUAAAGUCGAAACCUCAAAGGAAAGCAGACGGUUGGUACCGUCAUUUGCCUCGAAUAGACUUCCGGCAACAACCAGCAGAAACUUUGUGGAAUACGGUCCUCUUUUUUCCUGAAAUAUUUCCGGAACAAGAAUUUUCUCAGACUCAUCAACUCAUGUGGUACAUGCAGCAGGCAGAAAGGACGCUGGAUGUGGCAAUAUACCACUCGAACUUUAGACUCUUGGAAGACGUGCUCUUUGACAUGGCCAGGAAAAAGGUUCGGGUUCGUGUCGUAACAAACGGUACACGCACACGAUGGAGCAGACGAGGGGUCCAAGUUCGAGAGAAGCCGAAAAUAAUUCUCAGCCCUCACGGCGGUGGACUUCUCUUGGAUCAUAUGCACAACAAAUUUAUUGUGAUUGACGAUAAGGCUAUUCUCACAGGAUCGCUGAAUUGGACAAAUUCGGCUAUCACUGAAAAUCGAGAGAGCAUGGUGGUGACGAAUGAUGCCAAAACAGUAGGUCUUUAUACCGAAGAAUUCCAAAAGCUUUGGGAAAUGUCUGACCCAAGCGUGAAACGGGACCUGAUUCAUCCUCCCAAAAUAGGACAAUGGUACGGUGGGCGAUUGCUUUAAGGAAACCAAAUUGGAAAAUUUAUUAUCAUUCUUUCAAGUCAUAUAUAUUACUUAACAAUACGAUGAAAUUGUAAUUAUUGUUGCAUUUUGAUACAUUUUUAUGGACAUAACAGUUUAUAUUCGCUACGAAUAAUUUUUUUACGUAUGAAUAUAUGGAUAUAUUUUAUAACAAUGUCGAGGGUAGAAGAACGAGUUCAUAUAUAUUUUCUAUCACAAGGCACGUUUUUGCCACUUUUUCCAAUAAUAUUGUAAUUGAGUUCGUUUACAAUGAUGUUUUGUUUACAGUUGACAGUGCGAUGUAACGUAGAGAGAGACAGUAGUAGUAGUUGAUAAUAAAUUUAAAUUAACUCACAA
Molecule: messenger RNA, 1374 nt
Organism: Folsomia candida
Lineage: Eukaryota; Metazoa; Arthropoda; Collembola; Entomobryomorpha; Isotomidae
Product: mitochondrial cardiolipin hydrolase
Exons: 3
Coding region: 235-1020 (261 amino acids)
Biological process (GO): piRNA processing
Cellular component (GO): mitochondrion
Molecular function (GO): RNA endonuclease activity producing 5'-phosphomonoesters, hydrolytic mechanism
Source: RefSeq, a predicted model, not a curated record